Molecule: messenger RNA, 369 nt
Organism: Rotaria sordida
Lineage: Eukaryota; Metazoa; Rotifera; Eurotatoria; Philodinida; Philodinidae
Source: the annotation of a GenBank genome assembly
AUGAUCAUCAUAGUUUUUUUUGCACUUGAAUAUGGUUUUUAUGUAAAAUUAAUCGAAUCAUUUCUUGCAAUCCUUCAAUGUGGACAAAAAUGGACCAAAGAAAAAUUGAUACUUCUCUUUCGUGCACUUGUUCUUUCAAGUAUUGGUCAAUUAUUUGUCUUACCAUUACUUAUAUGGAGUCCUGAUCAACGUGAUUAUUAUGCUGUUCUAAUUUGUUUUAUAUUUACAAUACUUUGUCAUGCACAAGCACUUAAUGUUUCUCAAUUAUUAUCACCAUUGAUAUCAUUUAUGUCAUCAACAAUUGCUAUUGUUUUAUCAAAACUUUUUGUUUUAUUUUUUUCAACAAAUUAUUUUUUAAAUAAUGUAUAA